AGCACCUGAUUUCAUCAUAGAUACGUGCAAGGGUAGACAAAAAAGAAUACAUUCUUACGGCAGAGCAGAGCAGAGCAGCCGGCCGACCGAGUCGAUCGUCGACGAGAGAUGGUCACCGGCGUCGAGCAGAUGGUGUGCGUGACCGGCGCCGGUGGCUUCAUCGGGUCAUGGCUGGUGAAGGAGCUCCUCCACCGCGGAUACGCCGUGAGGGCAGCCGUGAGAGACCCUGAGGGCAGAAAGAAUGCUCAUUUGCAUGCUCUGGAGAGAGCUAAAAGAAGGUUGUCCCUCCACAGAGCUGAUGUGUUGGACUGCAACAGCCUUCGUGCUGCGUUCAACUUAUGCGAUGGUGUUUUCCACGUGGCAUCACCAGUCUCAGAUGACCCUGAACUUCUGCCAACUGCUAUCGAGGGAACAAAGAAUGUCAUCAAUGCUGCUGCGGACAUGGGCAUCAAGCGUGUGGUGUUUACUUCGUCUUAUGGUGCUGCCCAUAUGAACCCUAACAGGAGAUCAGAUCAGACUCUUGAUGAGACUUGUUGGAGUGACCUUGAGUUCUGCAAACAAACACAGAAUUGGUACUGCUACGCGAAGACGGUGGCCGAGAAGACGGCGACGGAGGAGGCGUCGAAGAGAGGUGUGCAGCUGUUGGUGGUGGUGCCUGCCGUCACCGUGGGGGAGAUGCUGCAGCCGACGCUGAACGCCAGCGUCUACAGGGUGGCCACCUACAUGAGGGGCACCAAGAGUGCGUACCCGAACGCCGUCGCCGCGUACGUCGACGUGCGCGACGUCGCCCGCGCGCACGCGCUGGUGUACGAGCACCCCGACGCGCGUGGCCGCUACCUCUGCAUCGGCAGCGUGCUGCACCGGUCCGAGUUUGUUCGCUUGCUUAGGGAGCUCUUCCCCCAGUACCCUAUCACCACCAGGUGUGAGGACAACAGUAAGCCAAUGGUGAAACCUUACCAAUUCUCUGUACAAAGGCUGGAGGCUUUAGGCAUGCAGUUCACUCCUUUGAAAGAGAGCUUGUACAAGACAGUGAUAAGCUUACAGGACAAGGGUCACCUACCAGCAAUCUCACCUCGUUCAGCCCUGUGAAUCAUGAUUAGAUAUAAACGUAAAAUUUGAAUAAAUUGAUUGUGUAUGCAUUGUGAGAAGGAACGGAGAUGAAUCCUAAUCAUGAGGCAAUGAUUAUCGUUGUGGUUUUUGUAAGGACUUUAAUGCUGUGUUCGUUUUGCUAUGAAUUAGAUGCAUUUCUCUUCUCAA
Molecule: messenger RNA, 1257 nt
Organism: Oryza sativa Japonica Group (Japanese rice)
Lineage: Eukaryota; Viridiplantae; Streptophyta; Magnoliopsida; Poales; Poaceae
Product: cinnamoyl-CoA reductase 1-like
Molecular function (GO): oxidoreductase activity, acting on the CH-OH group of donors, NAD or NADP as acceptor
Source: RefSeq, a predicted model, not a curated record